Messenger RNA from Exophiala spinifera, 1296 nucleotides. RefSeq lists its product as uncharacterized. Bases 1 to 1296 code for a protein of 431 amino acids. Gene Ontology annotation, molecular function: oxidoreductase activity. The record is from RefSeq and is a predicted model, not a curated record. NCBI's taxonomy places the organism in Eukaryota, Fungi, Ascomycota, Eurotiomycetes, Chaetothyriales, Herpotrichiellaceae. The transcript has a single exon.
AUGGCUUCCAAUCUCACCACGCAGGCUUACGCGAAAGUCUCGGCGGCUUCACUGCAGCAGAUUUCAUCCCUGUCAUGGCUGUGGUCCCGGUACCUUGUGCCUGCGCUCGUGGCGUACCCUUUUCUGUGCUCGUUCCUCCGUUUCCGGCGGAUCAGGGCGCUCCAGGCCAAGUACAAGUACGGAACGCGCGAACAUCCGUCCUUUGAAGGGAUGACGGUGCAGGAGGCGCACGACAUCGUCGAUGUCCUCAGCGACCUGGAGUUCCCGGCGCUGUACGAAAAGGGGAUGCAGUUCGCGCUGUUCCGGACGUACGGCAUCCCGACCAUCAGCAAACUCCUCGCCAAGACGACGCAGCUGUCGACGGGCCAGAACGUCGGCAAGCGGUACGCCGACACGGGGGUGCUCCUGACCGACAUGUACGGCGCCGACCCGGACAGCGAGCGGUGCCGCGAGGCCUACGCCCGGCUCAACUACCUGCACGGCCACUACAUCAGGCAAGGCAAGAUCAGCAACGACGACAUGCUGUACACGCUGUCGCUGUUCCUGAACCAGCCGGUCGAGUGGGUGGGCCGGUACGAGUGGCGGCGGUUCACCGACCUCGAGGUGUGCGCCAUGGGCGUGCUCCACAAGGCCAUGGGCGACGGCAUGGCCAUCUCGUUCGAGCCGCUGCCGUCGUGCUCGACGGGUUGGAAGGACGGCCUGCACUUCUACCGCGAGCUGGACGGGUGGGCUAAGGCGUACGAGGAGAGGCACAUGGUGCCUCACAGGGACAACUACGACGUGGCGGUGCAGACGAGGAACCUCCUGAUCAACGCCUUCCCGCCCUUCAUGAAGGCCACGCUGACCAAGAUGGUCAGUGCACCUCUGGACGACAGACUGAGGGAGGCCAUCAUGUUCGACGAGGCCCCGCCCGGCUACGCGAGGUUUCUGAACGGCUUCAUGGCCGCGAGGCGCUUCUUCCUGCGAUACCUGGCCCUCCCGAGACCAAAGUUCCUGACCAACCCCUUCGCGACCAAGACGCCCGACGCGAAGGGCCGCCGCUACAUUCUGAGGUGGGACACCACGCCGACGUACGUCAAGCCGACCCUGUGGAAUCGAUGGGGCCCAGGUGCCCUGGUGAAUAUGCUCGUCGGCGUCCCGAGACCGGGAGACAAGGGCAUGUACCCUGAAGGCUUUGAGGUGAGGACCGUCGGCCCCCUGGCGUUUGCAAACGGAAAGGGCGAGAAGGAAAUGGAGAUGACGAGGGAGAGAUUGAAGCGCGAGAGGACAGGAGGGUGUCCGUUUUCAAUGAAAUGA